This is a messenger RNA of Pyrus x bretschneideri (Chinese white pear), 2234 nucleotides long. RefSeq names its product probable protein phosphatase 2C 4. The transcript is spliced from 4 exons. The record is from RefSeq and is a predicted model, not a curated record. Lineage: Eukaryota; Viridiplantae; Streptophyta; Magnoliopsida; Rosales; Rosaceae. Gene Ontology annotation, biological process: protein dephosphorylation. Bases 1 to 2094 code for a protein of 697 amino acids. Gene Ontology annotation, molecular function: protein serine/threonine phosphatase activity.
AUGGGUAACGCAGUCGUAAAAGCCGGCCGUUGUUUCUGCACCGCCGGAGAAAUCUCCCAGCGACACGACAACUCCGUCGUUUCGUCGGACCCGCUCGACGAGGGCCUAGGCCAUUCCUUCUGCUACUUCCGGCCCGACUCCUCCGAUACGACGUCGUCCAAAGUCUUGUCCGAAGAGCCGAACCCGCCAACGACGACAUUCCGGUCAAUCUCCGGCGCCUCCGUCAGCGCCAACAUAUUCACGCCACUUUCGACUUCUCUCUGCGAGCUCUACCCGUACAGCGCCGGCUGCGAUCGGGCGGCGAAGUUCGAGAGCUCGAACUCGUUCGCCUCCAUUCCUCUGCAGCCGGUUCCUCGGAAGUCAUACCAGGGAGUUUCCGGGUUGGGUCCGAUCGAGAGAGGGUUCUUAUCGGGUCCUAUAGAGCGAGGCUACUUGUCUGGCCCGAUUGAUCACGGGAUGUAUUCGGGUCCCAUCGAGAAAGAGUGCGACAAAUUCUCGAGAAGCAUUUCUUUUGGGAUUGAAACGAAACCAAAAAUAAGGAGCUUAAUGAAGAUUUUCAGAAGAGCGGUUUCGGGUGCCAUGCUUCGGGGGCAGAAAUCGAGCGUUUCGCCAUUAAAAGGCAGCAUUUCAGUGAAAGAUUCGGAUUCGGAGAAGGUGGGGGAGAAUGGGACUAGCAGUAGUAUUAAUUUGAGCAGCCGUGUGAGUUUGAGUAAUGAGAAUGACGAUGGUGGGAGUGGACAUUACUGGAUGGGAAGCCAGAAUCUUCAAUGGGCUCAAGGGAAAGCCGGCGAGGAUCGGGUUCAUGUGGUGGUUUCGGAGGAACAUAGCUGGGUUUUUGUGGGGAUUUAUGAUGGGUUUAAUGGCCCUGAUGCUCCUGAUUACUUGCUUUCCAAUCUUUACUCUGCUGUGCACGAGGAACUCGAAGGGUUGCUUUGGAAUGACAAGUUCCAAAUUGCAAUUGAACCCGAGUUAAAUUCAUUGAAUACGGAUGUGGGUUCGGUUUCUUUGAAGGAAACUGAUCGAACCCAGAUGGGGAAUCGGAUGCCUGACGGUGUCGAUGGGGGGAAUUAUGCAUUAGAAAAUGGCGAAAUGGAAGGAAAGGCUAAUUCAAUAAGAAAACAUAGUAAUGGGUUGGAAAAUAAGUUGGAGGGGACUCGGAGGAGCUGGAAGUGUGAAUGGGAUAGAGGAAGGCCAGAGCUUGAUCGGAAGUUACAGCAGAAUUUAAAGCGUCCAGUGUCGAAUGGUGUGGCGGGUGUUAACCCUUCUGAUGUUCUUAAAGCGCUUUCGGAGGCAUUGAGGAAGACAGAGGAUGCAUUUUUGGACACUGCAGAUAAGGUGGUGACUGAGAAUCCUGAGUUGGCCUUGAUGGGUUCUUGUGUUUUGGUAAUGCUAAUGAAGGGAAAUGAUGUUUACUUGUUGAAUGUUGGGGACAGUAGGGCGGUUUUAGCUCGGAAAUCGGAACAAAAUGUUCGGCGGAACUUGGAUCGGAUUAGUGAGGAUGAGCCUUCAUUUGAUUCAUCAAAUGCUGAUGGAAGUUCCAGUUUAAAAUAUUUGACUGCACUUCAGCUCACCAUGGAUCACAGCACACAUGUGAAAGAGGAAGUACAAAGAAUCAAGAAAGAACAUCCAGACGAUGCUUCUGCGAUAACAAAUGACAGAGUGAAAGGUUAUUUGAAAGUCACUCGAGCGUUUGGAGCUGGCUUUCUCAAACAGCCAAAGUGGAAUGAUGCACUGCUGGAGAGGUUUAGACUCAAAUAUGUUGGGACUGCCCCCUACCUCACCUGCAAUCCAUCCCUCUACCACCACAAACUCAGCCCGAGAGACCGGCUCUUAAUAUUGUCUUCUGAUGGACUCUACCAGUACUUCACUAAUGAAGAAGCCGUCUCUGAAGUAGAAUUGUUCAUCUCUUCAUUUCCCGAUGGAGAUCCUGCACAGCAUCUCAUCGAAGAAGUGUUGUUUCGAGCAGCAAAGAAAGCUGGAAUGGCAUUCCAUGAGUUGCUAGAUAUCCCACAAGGGGAACGCCGACGGUACCAUGACGAUGUUUCCAUCAUUGUGAUUUCGUUGGAAGGAAUAAUAUGGAGAUCAUCAGUGUAAAUAAACAUGAAAGCUGCAAUAGGAAAUUCAUCCACAGAAGGGUUGGGUCGAUUUUUCCAUUCAUUGUUUUAAUUGCAACAGUUUUUCCCAUCCCUUUGUUGCAUACCCAUUUUCCCUCCAUUUAUGUCAUGCUGUGGAGA